This is a messenger RNA of Westerdykella ornata, 2169 nucleotides long. RefSeq names its product asparagine synthetase. Gene Ontology annotation, molecular function: asparagine synthase (glutamine-hydrolyzing) activity. The record is from RefSeq and is a predicted model, not a curated record. The transcript has 8 exons. Gene Ontology annotation, cellular component: cytosol. Bases 100 to 1833 code for a protein of 577 amino acids. NCBI's taxonomy places the organism in Eukaryota, Fungi, Ascomycota, Dothideomycetes, Pleosporales, Sporormiaceae.
UGGACGCUUGAGUCGUACUUAUUCACCUUCCUUUCCCCCUCCGACUCCAAUAGUCACUCACUUCCACCUCUCCACUGCCUCCUUCGUUCAUUAGAAAACAUGUGUGGCAUUUUCGCCUGCUACCGACACCCCGAUGUGCAAACCUUCAAGCCCACGGCCUUGAAGAUGGGCAAGGCCGUCCGACAUCGGGGUCCUGAUUGGAGUGGCAAUUGGAUCGCAAACGACACAAUUUUGGUCCACGAGCGACUAAGCAUCGUCGGUGUUGACUCUGGCGCUCAACCGCUUGUCAACGAGGAGGGAACCAUUUCCCUGGCCGUCAAUGGCGAGAUUUACAACCAUCGCAUUCUGCGCAAGACGUUGAAGAAGACGUAUAACUUCAAGACGCACUCAGAUUGCGAGGUCAUCAUUCCGUUGUACCUCGAGCAUGACAUUGAUACCCCUCGCCAUCUCGAUGGCAUGUUCUCCUGGGUCCUCCACGACAAGACCCAAGACAGAGUUCUCGCAGCAAGAGAUCCUAUCGGCAUCACGACCUUCUACAUGGGCAGGUCGAGCCAGACUCCUGGCGCAGUUUUCUUCGCCUCCGAGCUGAAGUGCUUGCACCCCGUGUGUGAUGAUAUCAUCUCCUUCCCUCCUGGCCACAUCUACGACUCCAAGACCGACAAGCUCACUCGGUACUAUGACCCCAAGUGGUUGGUUGAGCCGGACAACAUCCCGACCGCGCCAGUCAACUACAAGGAGCUCAGGGAAACGUUGGAGAAGUCAGUGCGGAAGCGAUUGAUGGCCGAGGUGCCUUAUGGUGUGCUUCUAUCCGGUGGUCUGGAUUCCAGCUUGGUAGCCUCGAUCGCUCAGCGCGAGACUCUGCGUUUGAACGAGCAGGCGAAGCAACGGGCUCGGGGCGCCAACGGACAUGAGCAUGACGGCGAUCUCGUCGGUAUCGACGACAACAACGAGUUAGCCACCGUUCAAUUGCUUCCCCAGUUGAACUCCUUCUCGAUCGGUCUACCCAACGCCCCGGACGCCGUCGCCGCGAAGAAGGUCGCCGAUUUCCUUGGGACCCGGCAUCACACCUUCACCUUUACCAUUGAGGAGGGCCUCGACGCCCUCUCGGACGUCAUCUACCACCUCGAAACCUACGACGUGACCACCAUCCGCGCCUCCACCCCCAUGUUCCUCCUGUCCCGCAAAAUCAAAGCCAUGGGCGUGAAGAUGGUGCUCUCCGGCGAAGGCAGCGACGAGAUUUUCGGCGGCUACCUGUACUUCCACAACGCGCCCGACAAAGCCGCACUCCACAAGGAAACCAUCCGCCGCGUCAAAAACCUGCACUUAGCAGACUGCCUACGCGCCAACAAGUCGACGUCGGCAUGGGGCGUUGAGGCCCGCGUGCCCUUCUUGGACAAGCAAUUCCUCGAAGUCGCCAUGAACAUCGACCCCGCAGAGAAGAUGAUCACAAAGGAGCGCAUCGAGAAGUACAUCCUGCGCAAAGCCUUCGACACCUCCGACGAGCCCGACACGGCGCCCUACCUGCCCGACGAGAUUCUCUGGCGCCAGAAGGAGCAGUUCAGCGACGGUGUCGGGUACGGCUGGAUCGACGCGCUCAAGGACACCGCCGAGCUGCGUGUCACGGACGAGAUGAUGAAGAACCCCAAGCCCGAGUGGGGCGACGACAUUCCCGAUUCCAAGGAGGCGUAUUGGUAUAGGACCAUGUUUGAUGAGCAUUUCCCAGCCUAUUGUGCAAAGACGGUCAUGCGGUGGACGCCGACUUGGAGUAACCAGACGGAUCCUUCGGGACGUGCUAUUGCGAUCCAUCAGCAGAAAUACGACGACGUGAAAUAAGACGAUUGUCGCUUCCAGCGAUUCAGACCACUGGAUAUAGAUAGGCCAUUGGAAGUGUCGCGGUCAUGAUAUCCCCUGAGCGAUUCACUGCGAUGGAUAAGACCACGGGUGGCCCGUCGGCUUCCCCAUCCAUGUUUUGCAGUGUCGUGAUAUAGACUGUUUCCGUCCUUUAUUGGGGGCAACAAGGGAGAGGCGGGAGAAGGUUUCUGUCACUCACUCGUUUGUACGUCUUGCUGUCUCGUUCUUGGUCGCACCACCUUUUUGAGCUUUUCUGAUCGACGCGGGCAAUGUACAUAGAGCAAUGAUAAAUUCAAGUAACGAUGAAGAUGGAUUUUU